This is a messenger RNA of Blumeria graminis f. sp. triticale, 6345 nucleotides long. NCBI's taxonomy places the organism in Eukaryota, Fungi, Ascomycota, Leotiomycetes, Helotiales, Erysiphaceae. The record is from the annotation of a GenBank genome assembly.
AUGGCAAGGUUAGACGAUUUCAACGACAGACAAACACAGAUUGAAGCCGAGAACGAGCUCUACAGUCCAUAUGUUUACCAAGCUGAUAACAACGAAUCUUGGGCGGGAGCUCUCCCUGUAAAGCAAGGGCUUUACGAUCCAAGCCUUGAGAAAGACUCGUGUGGUGUUGGAUUUACCUGUAACAUUAAAGGCAAUCCCAGUCACAAGAUCGUUAGCGAUGCUCGAAACCUUCUAUGUAAUAUGACCCAUCGGGGUGCAGUCGGAUCAGAUGUACGGGAUGGAGAUGGAGCUGGUGUCAUGACGUCUAUUCCUCACAAAUUCUUCAUUAAAAACUUCGAACGCGAGACAGACGUUAAGUUACCUCCGCAAGGCCAGUACGCGGUUGGGAAUCUCUUCUUUAAACCAGAUGAAGAAAUACUGCAAACAUCUAAAAAACAAUUCUGUGAUAUAGCAGAAUCUCUAGGUCUUAGAAUCUUAGGUUGGCGAGUGCCACCAAAAGAUUCAACACUUCUUGGACCUGCAGCUGCUUCUCGCGAGCCAGUUAUUUUACAGCCUUUUGUUGUGCACGAAUCAAGCUACGGCAAGGGAAACGAACCUGAGAUUACGGAUCCCAACCUCUUUGAUGAAAAACACUUUGAACGGCAAUUAUAUAUCCUGCGGAAGCGUGCGACUCAUACCAUUGGCCUUCAUAAUUGGUUCUACCUCUGUUCUCUUUCCAACAAAAAUAUCGUUUACAAGGGUCAACUUGCGCCAGUCCAAGUAUAUCAAUAUUUUUACGAUUUAGUAAAUGCAGAUUACGAGGCCUAUUUUGCUCUAGUCCACUCUCGAUUUUCCACGAAUACUUUCCCCUCAUGGGAUCGGGCUCAGCCCCUGAGGUGGGUUGCACAUAAUGGUGAAAUUAAUUCGCUUCGAGGCAAUAAGAACUGGAUGAGAGCUCGCGAAGGAGUUAUGGCUUCUAACAUAUUUGGCAGUGACUUAGAGUCACUAUACCCUAUCAUUGAGGAUGGAGGUUCCGACUCGGCAGCAUUUGAUAAUGUUCUCGAACUUCUCACUAUCAACGGUGUACUUUCCUUACCUGAGGCUGUCAUGCUCAUGGUUCCUGAGGCCUGGGAAGACAAUGCUUCCAUGGACCCGUCAAAAGCUGGCUUCUACGAGUGGGCAGCAUGCCAAAUGGAACCUUGGGAUGGUCCAGCCCUAUUCACCUUUGCUGAUGGUCGCUACUGUGGCGCAAAUCUUGAUAGAAAUGGACUGCGACCUUGCCGCUACUAUAUUAUGGAUGACGAUCGAAUCAUAUGCGCAUCAGAAGUAGGGACAAUUCGUGUCGAUCCGGAACGUGUUUUGCACAAAGGCAGGCUCCAGCCGGGAAAAAUGUUAUUAGUCGACACUCUUGCGGGCCGAAUUAUUGAUGACGCUGAAUUAAAAAAGACCGUCUCUAGACGUCAAGAUUUUAGGGCAUGGGCCCAAAAAGAACUCAUCUCCCUUCCAAAAAUACACGAAGAACUAUGCAAGCUUGACUCACUUGAUCUAGCCGCUCGUCCAGAUAGCUCGUCGAUACAAGAUGAUCCUAUGCUUGCAGCCUUUGGAUACUCCUUCGAACAAGUCAGUCUUCUGCUCGCUCCCAUGGCUUCCGACGAGAAAGAGGCUCUAGGGUCAAUGGGGAACGAUGCACCCCUGGCUUGCUUGGCAAAAGCACCCCGUCUCCUGUAUGAAUAUUUUCGUCAACUCUUUGCGCAGGUCACCAAUCCUCCUAUAGACCCAAUCCGUGAAGCCAUGGUAAUGUCACUUAGCUGUUAUGUUGGUCCCCAGGGAAACUUGCUCGAGAUGAACUCUUCUCAAUGUGGUCGACUGCUCUUGCCGACACCGGUCCUUUCUAUACCUGAGCUGAACUCACUCAAGAAUAUUAACAAGGUCCAUAAAAACUGGACUGUUAGGAUUAUCGACUUAACAUUUCCAAAAUCCGAGGGUAUAAAAGGAUACAUAAAUCACUUGGAUGAAAUAUGUAAACAAGCAACAGCCGCCAUUGAAAAUAAAGACAAAAUCAUCCUACUAUCAGACCGUGCUACCUCUGUUGAUCGGGUGCCUGUGUCUGCUCUCCUAGCGUGCGGAAUGGUUCAUCACCAUUUGGUUAAUAACAAGUGGCGUUCCUUGGCAGCUUUAGUUGUGGAGACUGCCGAAGCUCGGGAAGUACAUCAUAUGUGUGUCCUCGUUGGAUAUGGAGCUGAUGCUAUUAACCCUUACCUCUCCAUGGAGUGUAUUUUGAAGCUAAAUCGAGAGGGCUUGAUCAGAAAAUCUCUGAGCGACGAAUCUAUUAUCCGCAAUUAUAAGUACUCAGCUGAUGGCGGUAUUUUAAAAGUUAUGUCUAAGAUGGGUAUCUCAACCCUCGCCUCGUACAAAGGUGCUCAGAUUUUUGAGGCCCUAGGAAUCGAUGAUACCGUGGUUGAGAGAUGUUUCAAAGGAACAGCCACUAGAAUCAAAGGCAUCACCUUCGAACUUAUAGCCGAAGACGCUUUUAGGUUUCACGAGAGAGGAUUCUCAUCAAGGUAUACUAAGAGUAUACAAGGACUGACUGAAUCUGGUGAAUAUCAUUGGCGCGACGGGGGAGAGCCUCAUAUCAACGAUCCUACCUCUAUAGCCAACAUACAGGAUGCCGUACGUACUAAGAAUGACAAGUCGUAUAAAGCUUACUCAAUAUCUGAGUACGAGCAAAUCAAAGCUUGUACCCUUCGUGGUCUAUUAGAUUUCAAGUUUGACGAAUGCACUCCUGUGCCCAUUGAUCAGGUUGAGCCGUGGACCGAGAUUGUGCGUCGAUUCUGUACUGGUGCUAUGUCUUAUGGCUCAAUUUCUAUGGAAGCUCACUCUACUCUGGCAAUUGCCAUGAACAGACUUGGGGGAAAAUCAAAUACCGGUGAGGGUGGCGAAGAUCCCGAGAGAUCAGAAGUAAUGCCAGGAGGUGAUACCCUACGAUCCGCGAUAAAGCAAGUGGCCUCUGGUCGCUUUGGUGUUACGUCUCACUAUUUGGCUGAUUCUGACGAGCUUCAGAUUAAAAUGGCUCAGGGAGCAAAACCGGGCGAGGGAGGAGAACUUCCAGGUCACAAAGUUUCUAAACCUAUCGCUAGAACCCGUCACUCCACUCCUGGCGUUGGAUUAAUAUCCCCCCCUCCUCACCACGAUAUUUACAGUAUAGAGGAUCUCAAGCAACUUAUCUACGAUUUGAAGUGCUCUAACCCUCGUGCUCGCGUCUCCGUCAAACUUGUCUCCGAGACAGGUGUAGGAGUAGUCGCUUCGGGUGUGGCCAAAGCCAAAGCCGAUCACAUUUUGAUAUCUGGCCACGACGGAGGAACAGGCGCUUCUCGAUGGACUGGGAUUAAAUAUGCUGGGCUUCCCUGGGAACUUGGCUUGGCCGAAACGCAUCAGACUUUGGUAUUAAAUGACCUGAGAGGCAGAGUAGUAGUCCAGACCGAUGGGCAGCUUAGGACAGGUCGUGAUGUCGCAGUUGCUUGUCUACUUGGUGCGGAGGAAUGGGGAUUUGCUACAACCCCUCUUAUUGCAAUGGGUUGUAUAUUCAUGCGAAAAUGUCAUCUGAAUACAUGCCCAGUUGGUAUCGCUACUCAAGAUCCAGAGCUUCGUAAAAAGUUUCAAGGUACACCAGAACACGUUAUCAACUUCUUUUACUACAUAGCCAACGAAUUACGUGCCAUUAUGGCUAAACUUGGGUUCAGGACAAUUAAUGAGAUGGUUGGUCACGCCGAGUACCUCAGAGUUCGAGAGGAUUUGCGAACAAGUAAAACCCAAAAUAUUGAUCUUUCUUUGAUCCUGACUCCGGCUCAUAAGUUAAGACCUGGUGUCGCCACAUUUAACGUGCGAAAACAAGAUCACAGGCUCUACUACCGAUUAGAUAACAAACUUAUCUCUGAAGCGGAGCUGACCCUUGACAAAGGACUUCCAUCCCGAAUCGAAUGUGAUAUCAUAAACACCGAUCGAGCCAUGGGAACUUCUCUAUCAUAUCAAGUUUCUAAGAAAUAUGGUGAGGAUGGUCUUCCACUAGAUACAAUUCAUGUCAACAUCAAAGGAUCAGCUGGACAAUCAUUUGGUGCAUUUCUAGCCCCUGGUAUAACCUUGGAACUUGAGGGUGAUGCCAAUGAUUACGUUGGUAAGGGCCUAUCUGGAGGUCGUCUUGUUAUUUAUCCUCCCCGUACAGCUAUUUUCAAAGCAGAAGAGAAUGUGCUGAUUGGAAACACAUGUUUAUACGGUGCAACUAGCGGUAUUUGCUUCUUCCGCGGCGUUGCUGCUGAGAGGUUUGCCGUCCGAAACUCCGGAGCAACGGCGGUCGUGGAGGGAGUAGGGGAUCAUGGAUGUGAAUAUAUGACUGGUGGUAGAGUUUUAAUCUUAGGCAGUACUGGUCGUAAUUUCGCGGCAGGUAUGUCCGGAGGGAUUGCCUAUAUCCUUGACAUCCAACAAGAUUUUGUGACCAAAUUAAACCAAGAAAUGGUUGAGGUUUCAGGACUCGACAACCCAACAGAGAUUUCAUAUGUGCGUGGCUUGAUUGAGGACCAUCAUCAUUAUACUGGCUCCGAACUAGCUGCGCGCAUCCUCCUUGACUUCAAUCGCGCAUUACCAAGAUUCGUAAAGGUUCUACCAGUUGACUAUAAACGUGUCCUAGCCGAGGAAGCCAUAAAAGCUGCCGAAGCAAAGCGUUCGGCUUAUCAACUCCCAAUCCUUCCCGGGACAUCCUUAAGGGAAAAUCACAAUCAUGUGAAAAAACCUAAUGCUCUUCAGGACAUUGAAGAGACCAUCGAAGAUGCUGCAGUUGAAAAGAAGAGGUCGCUCGUACUAGACAAGACCAAAGGUUUCAUGAAAUAUCAGCGCAGAUCAGAGAAGUAUCGUUCUGCAAAGACCCGAGUACGUGACUGGGCAGAGCUCUCAGGUCGUCUCAACGAAGAUGAACUCAAAUAUCAGGCAGCACGGUGCAUGGACUGCGGUGUACCCUUCUGCCAGUCUGACACAGGAUGCCCAAUCUCGAAUAUUAUCCCGAAAUGGAACGAGCUUGUAUUCCAGAACCAAUGGAGGGAUGCACUCAAUCGAUUGCUCAUGACAAACAACUUCCCUGAAUUCACCGGUCGAGUCUGCCCUGCACCAUGUGAAGGUGCUUGCGUUCUGGGUAUUAAUGAAGAUCCCGUUGGUAUCAAAUCAAUCGAGUGUGCCAUCAUUGAUCGUGGAUUUGACAUGGGUUGGAUGAUACCUAAUCCUCCAAGUGUCCGGACGGGAAAAAGUGUGGCUAUUGUUGGUUCUGGUCCAGCUGGCCUCGCUUGUGCUGAUCAACUUAACAAAGCUGGUCACACUGUCACUAUCUAUGAGCGAUCCGAUCGUCCUGGCGGUCUCCUCAUGUAUGGUAUCCCUAAUAUGAAACUCGACAAGAAAGUAGUUAACCGUCGAAUUGAGUUUAUGGCUGCUGAAGGCAUAACGUUUAAAACAGGAGUCACAGUUGGGCAGGAAGUAUCACUCAUGGAACUCAAGGCCAAAAACGAUGCGGUUGUUAUAGCUACUGGAGCCACAGUUGCCCGCGACCUAAACAUUAAAAACCGAUCUUUGGAAGGGAUUCACUUUGCGAUGGAAUUUCUUCACGCGAAUACAAAAUCUCUCUUAGACUCUGGUCUUACUGAUGGGGCAUAUAUAUCUGCCCGUGAUAAGCAUGUCGUUGUUAUUGGAGGUGGCGAUACCGGAAAUGAUUGCAUAGGUACCUCGGUUCGUCAUGGCGCUAAGUCCGUGACUAAUUUUGAGCUCUUACCCCAGCCUGCUAAAGAGCGUGCCCGUGAUAAUCCUUGGCCACAAUGGCCCAGGGUAUAUCGUGUAGAUUAUGGCCAUGCUGAAGUAAAACAACACAUGGGACAAGAUCCCCGCGAGUAUUGUGUCAUGUCACAAGAGUUUGUUGACGAUGGGAAUGGCAAGGUCAAAGGUAUCAACACUCAUCGUGUUGAGUGGACUAAAUCUGCUACUGGAGGCUGGGACAUGAAGAAAGUUGAGGGAUCAGAACAUUUUUUCCCUGCUGAUCUCGUUCUUCUGUCGAUGGGAUUCUUAGGACCCGAAGCCCGUGUACUAGACGAUAGCAUUGAAAAGGAUGCAAGGAGUAAUAUUAAAACUUCGGCAGGGAAGUAUCACACAAAUGUCGAGGGUAUAUUUGCAGCUGGCGAUUGCCGCAGAGGCCAAUCCCUGAUUGUCUGGGGAAUCAAUGAGGGUCGCCAAUCCGCCCGCGAGAUAGAUUUGUGGCUUGAAGGCUCAACAAGACUUCCUGUCACCGGAGGUAUUGUUAAACAUAAUGCUAAUGAGAUUCCUUUGAAAGCAGAGUAG